Molecule: messenger RNA, 2894 nt
Organism: Caenorhabditis auriculariae
Lineage: Eukaryota; Metazoa; Nematoda; Chromadorea; Rhabditida; Rhabditidae
Source: the annotation of a GenBank genome assembly
AUGCAUCAUCCCACGCGAGUUUCUUCGCCUCUCCGAUCUCCUUCGUUUGAGGUUGGGAAUAGGAUUGAAUAGGAAAUUCAGGAGGAAGUGAAUAUGGUAAGGUUCAUUACAGUCCUUACAGGACCUUGACUUAUAAGAUUUUUUAGCCAGGAUAAGCUCCAAAUGGAGCUUUCCAAAACUACCUGAAGAAAGAUAGAAGUCAAAACUUCAAGAUUCGCCAACUUCCAGGUGGCGAUAGCGGUGUCGCCACCGCUGUCGCCGGUGCGAUCGCCUUCCGACGUCCUGACGCGAGUCGCCUCCAGCCGACUGCAAUCGCCGAUGACGUCGCCUCUGCGAGCACCCAUCGCUGUGCAGGAAUCGGCGAGCCUGACCGAGGCUGCAUCUUCCACUGGUCCUGAUGGCGACAACGGUACUUUAUUUUUAGUUAGUCAGAAUGAUCUUUUUAAAGUCGCGAUUUUUGAACGUCAUUUCACGUCAAAACUUUUUUUUGAAUUCUUGUUUGUUUUCAAACCGAAGCAACUUUUUAAAUCUUCGAGAAGGAAAUCUUGAAAAAAAAAUUUGAAAAUGGAGCAGAAAGAGUGGAAAACGGGCAUUAACUCCAAUCUCAAAAUUUUUCAAGCCGAGUGACAAAAAUAAUUGAAAUUUUGACAUUUCUGAAGAUUUUUGAGGUCUCAUGCUACCCUCUCCCACAUGAAAAAUGUAUUGUUAAGUAAAUAUUAGGAAAUGCGACAAAAAGCCUUAGAGUAUGACGUUAUUAUCUCGAAAUUUAAGUCUUACUGACCAAAUGUCUCAAAAAUCGAUAUUUCUGAUCCAGAAAUGAAUAAUUGACAUGAGAACAAUUAUAAUCAGAACCUGAUGAACUAAUAGAUCCACCCCAAAAUGUAUCCAUCUUGACCGAUCGAAAGUAAAGAGAGGGAUUUGAACAAACAGCGGCAAGAAGUGACACGCCGUUAGUCAUUCCCCAAGACAGUUCACCACAUCCUUCCCGUCUGUUCGAAUUCCAACCUGAACUUCAAAUUACCAUGAAAAGCGUCGUUUUCUGAUGCUGGAAGCGUUGCGGAGUCGAUGGCCCGCCGUCCGCAGCGCUGCCAACUUGUUCUUUUUGAUCUCUUUCAGUGAGAUUUUAUGCUUUUUUUCUAAGAAAAUCAAGUAAAUAGCAAUCUUCAGAUUCUCAUCAUGAAGUUGAAAGGCCUGACGCGGAGCCGGAAGCCGUUCAGUCAGCCGAAGAAGAAGUGAGAGAAAGCGGAGACGUUGAUCAACCACCGCCACCACGCCAAAUAGUCUUUCCCAUAGCUCCAUUUUAUCAAAGAAAAGGGUAAAUUUUUUUGACGUGUACAGAACAAACAAGGAGUUGAUUAACAUAACAAAAGUAGUGAAAAAAAAGAAGAAAAAAAAUUAUUUGUUUAAAAAAAAUUCGCGUCUUAUUCGCCCUAAUGCACUUUUUCAAAAUCACUUCAGGACACUUUAAAAUGUCACAUUUUUAUGUCUUUAUUUCAUCCUAAUACUGCUUUCAAUACGCUUUUUCAGUUAUAAUAGUUCUUACUAGUACUCCUGCUCACUUUUUGAAGUUUUUUCAAGCAAUUUUUUAACGAAACUAUGAAGAAAUAUCCUCAAGGUGAUAAAUGUUACAUUAUUUUUUUAUAUUUACUGUUCUAAAAUCGUUCUAACCUCCAGCCACGCAAUGCAAAAAGAUCCCACCAACCUUUCAGUGUGCGCAAGUCGCCAACACUUGAGAUUUACCGUAUUCCCUGUUUUGCCUCAUUUUCUCUUGCUUUUCCCUUUAUCCACGACAGUCUUCGUUCAGAUCUUGCUCGAAAUGCUCUCUAUGGCUCGGAAUCCUGUGCGCCUUGUUCUUCCUCUUGAGCAUCGCCCUAUUUCUCGCCUGGGUCAUAACCACCGGCGGAUUCCAGACGAUUGGAAAGAGUUCCAACGUUUGCAGCACCAAGCAGUGUAUUGAUAUCGGUUUCUGUUCUCUAGAUUUUGUAUUUAAUACGAGUUUUCAUUCAGCGUUUCGGUUAUCGUCGAACAUGGACGACACUGUUCAGCCUUGCGAGAACUUCUACCAAUAUUCGUGCCGGAAAUUCCACUCUCAGAGCCAAGAUCAACAACGGAACUUCAUUUUUGAGCAAAAGGAAACGACCCUUAGGAGUUUGCAUAGUAAGUACAAGAUUCAUUGAAGACCUAGGAAUUUCAGGUUGGUUCCUAUAAGGGUUAUGGCUGAAAACAACUCUUAUAGGGGCCGAAAAAGUGGUCCCUAUAGGGAUAAAACUAAAGUGGCUUUUAUAGGGGUUUAGGAUUUGACCUCUUAGCUCCUGAAGCUCAAGUGGCCCCUAUAGCGGUCUCUCAAUAUCUUUCAAAAACGCUUAAUUAUUCAGUUUUUCCCAUGGAAAUGCUUCUUCGCUUACAGAUAGUGUUCACAAAAUUUAUCGACUCAGUGACCCCUAUCGGGGUUGGUGAAGUGGUCUCUAGAAGGGACCCUCCAAGGCUCGUUAAGAUUGCCCCUAUAGGAACCACUCGGGAGUUUCUAAUCACGUCAGAGAAAAAAAAAACUCUGACUUAUCUGGCGUCUCUUCAGGGGGCUACUGAUCUCUCCCUUCGCUUUUUUCGCUGGAAGCGCUUGAAAAAAAUAAUAAAAUUUUAGGCUUACUGUCAAGCGAAGAACUUCUAUCGAAUGCGACAAAAAGCGAACGGCUUUCUCGGAAUUUGUUCACUUCUUGUAUGAAUGCCGCUCAAAGGUUUUUUGUUUCUGCCAAAGUGGUAACUAAAGGGAUCUUUCUAGAGCUUCAAGCGCUCCGGACGACUUGCUCCAGCUGUUACGGAACUUUCCCUGCGGACCUCUUCUGAGCGAUUGUCAGAACUUUGAUGCCGACACUUACAGGCUUGUUUUGUCAUGA